UCUUUUGUUGGUUAAUCCUUCCGAGUUGGCGGGGGUCUGAGCGCAGCAGAAGCAGGCAUCGGGCAGAGGAGGAAGAGUGCGUUUGAGGAUACACUGCUCACUCUCUCUCUCUGUGCAGGCAGUGGAGUGAGUGAAUGUGCGGAUAGAGAAGCGGGGCUAGACCUACUUAUUUGGUUAUUAUUCCAGAUCAGUGAAUCAAAAGGAACGGCAAAGAGGGGGGGGGGAAGUAUUUUUUUAUAUACUGUUGCUGUGCAUUUCACGGAGCGAUGGCCGAGCGAAUGAUGAUGAGCCACGGGCGAUUUCCCGAAGGAGUCAACGGGUUACCGGUCCGGCGGAUGGCCAUGAGCCCCUACGCCCAGCACCAGCACUCUUACGGCGGCCUGAUGAGCGAGCAUCCGGCCGUUGGCUCCUUGUUGCACUACCCAGGGGGCGGUAAUGUGAACUCCAGCAACGGGGCGAUGAGGCAUGGACUGAUCCCGGGGGUGAGGCAGCCGCCGGUCGGUCACCUGGGCAGUGUGUCUCCCCAGAGCAUCAGGUACACCUCUAGGCAGCAACAGCAACCACCACAACAGCCUCCAACCCCUGCACACCCCCAGUACAUGGGUCCGCCGGUGUCCGGGAGCAGUCCGGCCGCACAACUGGCAGCCAGUAUGCACUUGCAAAAACUGACCAGUCAAUACUACGGCCACCAACAUCAUUACAGCCUGACGGAGCUGCACCCGGCCAAUGCAAUACAGCAGCAGUGCACAGAGAUCAGGCAUCACAGUCCUUCGAUGCCUCCCACCCACCACAUGUCCGCUGCAAUACUGCCCCCCAAUGUUAUAGACACGGAUUUUAUCGACGAAGAGGUGCUGAUGUCUUUGGUGAUCGAGUUAGGGUUGGAUCGCAUCAAGGAACUCCCCGAACUCUGGCUAGGACAAAACGAGUUCGACUUCAUGACCGAGUUUGUUUGUAAACAGCAGCCCAGCCGGGUGAGCUGUUGAAGAGAGUGUGCGAAAAGAUUUUAACAAAAAAAAGAAAUGCAAAAAAAAACUUCCAGUGAGCUAAAAAUAUUCUAUUUGCAACCACACCAGAGAGGGAAAAAAAUCUUUUGUUUUAAUUACCGUUUCACCCGCUGAGUGUUGGUGAUUUUUUUUAUCGUGUUUGAUCACACAGCACAUAACCAGUCCUAGAUACAACUACUCUUGUUUCGUUUUAAAUGUUUUUUUUAAAUUUGAAACCAAAAGCCAAAACAAUAGCUUGAAAACUGGGCCCCUUGAAAACCUGAUCUCACCCCGUCCACAGUUUGAAGUUGGGGGAAGGUGGGAGUUGAUGCAAGGGGUUGUGAGGCAUUUGCUGAGAUUUUCUUUUAGAAAGGAAAGUGGGUUUACCUUUUUUUCUUAAAAUAAAUCACUCUUGCUUUUGAAAGCUAAGUCUGUGUGGGCAUGAGGGUGUAUUGAAGAGAGCAAGGAGAAUUUUCUUGAGUGCGGUUAAGUGACUUAUUUUGAAACAGCAUUGAUAAGAUUUAAUCAGAAAAAUUUAAGGGAUGUGUGAUUGUAUAUAAUGGUUUCAAUCCUUUUCUACAAAAAUUAACUUGGCAGUUUUAAAAAAAACUGUCUUUAACAGAAAGUCCUGUAACUUAAACAAAUGACAAUGGACUUUCACACAAAGACAACAUUCCUCUGGGCCUGAUGUCCCUGCCUCCUCCCUCUGUUUGGUGAAUGUUUGGACAGUUACAGGCUGGAGUGUGUGUGCGCGUGUACUUGUGUGCUCGAGUGUGGGGGUGAAAAACAUUUCCCAAAAGUUUUGUUUCUUGAAAUACUUAAUGUUUCUUUGUUUACUUGCCACUACAGUGCUGGUUUAUAGUUUACAAUGAUAUUCUGUAUUGAAGCCAUGAGAUGUGUUGGGGGGACUGGGGAGAGGAAAAAAAACAUGGACAGUAUUUUUUUACAAACGUAAAUAUUGCAGAAAAUGUGUGUGUGUUUUCUUAAUUUAUUAUUCAAUGCUUUGUUUAUUUUGAGAAGGUAUAAUAAAGACCCUGGAGAGUAUGAUAACUGU
Molecule: messenger RNA, 2037 nt
Organism: Pristis pectinata (smalltooth sawfish)
Lineage: Eukaryota; Metazoa; Chordata; Chondrichthyes; Rhinopristiformes; Pristidae
Gene: cited2
Product: Cbp/p300-interacting transactivator, with Glu/Asp-rich carboxy-terminal domain, 2
Exons: 2
Coding region: 267-983 (238 amino acids)
Biological process (GO): regulation of DNA-templated transcription
Cellular component (GO): nucleus
Source: RefSeq, a predicted model, not a curated record